Messenger RNA from Polypterus senegalus (gray bichir), 866 nucleotides. It is a transcript of the gene bbc3, whose product is annotated as BCL2 binding component 3. Lineage: Eukaryota; Metazoa; Chordata; Cladistia; Polypteriformes; Polypteridae. The record is from RefSeq and is a predicted model, not a curated record. Bases 102 to 788 code for a protein of 228 amino acids. The transcript is spliced from 4 exons.
AAUCACUCCUAGUGCGCAGGCGCGUUUCUCACGCGCCCGUUUGGUGCAGGUCGCUUGCGCACGCGCAAAAUCCUUCCGGUUUUUCGGAAAGAGUGCCUCUCAUGGCCCGAGCUCUGAAGGACAACUCUGGCAAAAGCAGAGGGAGCAGGAGGGACAGUAGAGUGGUCAGACGACUUCCCAACAACCCGGUAAACUGCAGCAGCAGAGGAAGUGUGAGCCUGGACAGUACAUACCAGCAAGAGACCAUUCCUAGAAACCCUGCAGAGGGAAUCUGGCCGAACUGCAGGCUAGAGGCCACCCGCCUGGCCAACUGGCAUCACAGGCAGAACCAAUCCCAGACAGGGCAGUGCCAAGUGGCACGGACAGACUUGUCCUCGCAGACAUUGGCUGAUCCUUUUGGGCAGGCAACACAGAGAGCAGCCAUGCAGAAUCUUGUCCUUCCAAGAAUUCCAAUUGCCAGGAGACAUGGGCAGAACUACACUGAAGCUGGACUUCAGUUUCAACUGUGGAGCCAGUGGGGAAGCAGUCAAGCUUUGCCUCUUGCAAACGUGGAUCAUGACCAGCACCUUCCAGUGGCAACGCCUGUCGGGGAAAGGAGCACCUGGGAAGAGGAGGUGUCGAGCCGUGUGGCGGCACAACUGCGUGUCAUAGGGGAUGAAAUGAACGAGUUGUAUCUUCAGGGAUGGAAUGGUGCUUGGGAAUGGCAGCACUGGCCCGGGGUGUGGCGAGGACUCUUCAACUUCAUUACAGAGACUCUGACUGCAUUCCACCUCCCGGGAUGGCGAUAAGCAGAAGAUGCCAGCAAAGGACAAGGACAGAGUGACCAGCUACUGCGGGGACAAUUUUCACAAUCCGCUGGUUCGGAU